Messenger RNA from Morus notabilis, 1150 nucleotides. RefSeq names its product probable O-methyltransferase 3. Gene Ontology annotation, biological process: methylation. The coding region runs from base 2 to 1150 and encodes 382 amino acids. Lineage: Eukaryota; Viridiplantae; Streptophyta; Magnoliopsida; Rosales; Moraceae. Gene Ontology annotation, molecular function: O-methyltransferase activity; protein dimerization activity; S-adenosylmethionine-dependent methyltransferase activity. The transcript has 3 exons. The record is from RefSeq and is a predicted model, not a curated record.
CAUGGAGAAAGUAGGAAGCUCUGGGCAUGAUCUUCAAGUCGGUGCCACUGAGCUACUUAAAGCUCAAGCCCACAUUUGGAACCAAAUCUUCAACUUCAUCAACUCCAUGUCCCUCAAAUGUGCCAUUCAAUUAGGUAUACCGGAUGCCAUCCAUAGUCAUGGCAAACCCAUGACGCUUUCCCAACUUAUAUCCGCCUUGCCAAUCCACCAAAACAAAAAGCUUGAUUCUCAUUUGAUCUACCGCCUCAUGCGCAUCUUGGUCAACUCCAGCUUCUUUUCUCUUCAAGAAGUCGUCGGGGAAACUGACCAAUUGGAAGAUGGUUACGUCCUCACAAAUUCUUCCAAAUUGCUUGUUAGGGACAAUCCCUUCAGUCUCACACCCAUCUUGCUUACCGUGCUUGACCCUAUUAUGACUAAGCCUUGGCAUUCUAUUAGCACUUGGCUCCAAAGUGAUGACCCUACUCCAUUUGCCACAACAAAUGGGAUGGGAUUUUGGGACUAUACUGUGCGUGAUCCUAGGUACGGAAAUUUGUUCAAUGAGGCGAUGGCUAGUGAUGCGCGAUUGGUCGUGAGUGUGCUGUUCGAUAAGUGCAUAUCGGUGUUUGAGGGAUUGGAAUCCUUGGUUGAUCUUGCAGGAGGCACUGGGACGGUGGGCAAGGCCAUUGCGGAUGCAUUUCCGCACAUAGAGUGCACUGUCUUUGAUCUACCUCACGUUAUUGCUCAUUUGCAGGGAUGUAAGAACUUGAAAUUUGUUGGUGGGGACAUGUUUCAUGAUGAAGUUCCUCCAGCAGAUGCAAUUUUCAUGAAGUGGAUAUUGCAUGACUGGAGUGACGAAGAUUGUGUGAAGUUACUUGAGGGAUGCAAAAAGGCAAUUACAUGCAAAGGCAACUUCAAGAAAAGGAAUAAGGUGAUUAUAGUAGACAUGAUCGUUAUGGAGAACCAAAAGAGUAAGGAUAUUAUUGAUCAUGUUCAUGAUGAUCGGUCGUACGAAACCCUACUCUUCUUUGAUAUGAUUGAGAUGAUAUUUCUCCCUGGCACCCGAGAUAGGACAGAGAAAGAGUGGGCUAAGCUCUUUUCUAAUGCAGGUUUUACUACUUACAAGAUAACUCCCCUUUCGGGUGUUAGAUCUCUCAUUGAAGUUUUUCCAUAA